Molecule: messenger RNA, 4237 nt
Organism: Ipomoea triloba (trilobed morning glory)
Lineage: Eukaryota; Viridiplantae; Streptophyta; Magnoliopsida; Solanales; Convolvulaceae
Exons: 27
Coding region: 147-3887 (1246 amino acids)
Cellular component (GO): mitochondrial outer membrane
Molecular function (GO): protein binding; ATP binding; ATP hydrolysis activity
Source: RefSeq, a predicted model, not a curated record
CCGUCAGGCUGGGCUUGAUAACUGAUCCCCCGUUAUCUUCCACCCUUUCCUUUUCAUUUUAAUCCUCUUCGAUUGAGUUUUUCGUGUUCUGAUUCCUCGGAGCAAGUUCUGGGAUCGAUUGAGGAAUAAGAUCGAGGUUCAAGAACAUGGUUGAGACCAGAAGAAGUUCCUCUUCCUCCAAACGCCCCCUCCCUUCUCCGUCUUCACCUCUGCCCAAUGGAAAGCGGUCCAAGGCGACGGAGUCUUUGUCAUCCACUGAUGACAUGCUCGGGGAGAAGACACCGGGUGCGGUGAAUGAAUCAGGGCCGGAAUCGGCGGAGCAAGAGAUUCGAUCAGCUGAUCUGGAUGGUACCAGUGCUCUGAAGUCGCCGGACGCGCCGGUCCCUGAGAAAUCGCCUGAGGCUCCCCUUGGUGGUGAGCCUUUGGUAUCGCCAAUGAUUCUGGGUGAUUCUGCUAUUGAUGUGGAUAAGGUGAAGGGAAAUGGGUCUGCAUUGAAUAGGGGAAAAAAGCGGCAGCUAAAGUCUAAUGUCGCGACUGCAUGGGGAAAGCUUCUUUCUCAGUAUCCACAAAUUCCCCAUGUUCCCUUGGAUCAAUCUACUUUUACUGUUGGACAAGGCCGCCAAUGUGAUUUGUGUGUGGAUGAUCCAUCUGUUAGUAAAUCUUUAUGUAAUCUGAAGCACAUCCAGAGAGAGAAAGGGAGUUCCAUCACAUUACUUGAAAUAAGUGGGAAAAAAGGUUGUGUACAAGUAAAUGGUAAGAUAUAUCCAAAGAAUUCUACUGUGCCAUUGAAUGGAGGUGAUGAGGUGAUUUUUGGCUCUUCUGGCAAGCAUGCUUAUAUCUUUCAAAAGUUUACCAAUGAAGACAUAUCUGCUGCAAGCAUGCCACCUUCAGUUAGCAUCUUAGAAGCCCAUAGUGGACCUGUGAAAGGAGUUAAUUUUGAGGCGAGGUCAGGGGACCCCUCUACUGUAGCAGUUGCAUCUACUUUAGCUUCUUUAUCAAAUCUUAAGAAAGAGUUGUUGCUUCUACCUCCAUCAGUUUGUAAUGACAAUGAUAUAAAACAAGGGCCUGAAAUGCCAGCACUACCAGCUGCUAGUGGAGAGCCAGAUAAACAUGAUUUAGACUGUGACAUGAAGGAUGUUUCUGAUCAUAAUGAUGCACCACUUGAUGAGAAGUCAGGUGCUAUAUCCCCUGAUUCUGGCAAUGACAACUUGAAUCUUGAGAAUGGUGCAAUAGAUUCUUAUGAUGGAGAAAUUGGGAAGGUAACUGGGGCACCUCAGGAACUGAGGCCACUCAUCCAUAUGCUUGCUGGAUCAUCUACUCCUGAGUUUGAUCUGAGUGGUAACAUAUCCAGAAUUAUUGAUCAACGGAGAGAGCUUCUUAAGGAUUUUGAUCCUCUAAUUUCAAUGUCAACCAGGCGUCAAGCUUUUAAAGAUGGGCUGCAACAAACAAUACUUGAUUCCAAUAAUAUUGAAGUCUCAUUCGAGGACUUUCCUUAUUACUUGAGUGAAAUAACAAAGAAUGUUCUGAUUGCUUCAACUUACAUACAUUUGAAGUGCAAUAAGUUUGUAAAGUGUGCCUCUGAACUCCCCACAGUAUGCCCAAGGAUUUUGUUAUCAGGUCCAGCAGGCUCAGAAAUCUAUCAGGAGACGUUGGCUAAGGCACUUGCUAAGUAUUUUGCUGCUAGGCUUCUAGUAGUUGAUUCUCUUGUAUUGCCUGGUGGAUCAGCAAAAGAACUUGAUCCUGUCAAAGAGGUCUCAAAGCCUGAGAGAACAAGUGUGUUUACUAAACGGGCCGCGCAGGCAGCUGUACUACGCCUCAAUAAAAAGCCAGCCUCAAGUGUAGAGGCAGAUAUAACUGGUGGUUCUGCUAUAAGUUCUCAUGCUCAGACUAAGCAGGAGGCUUCUACUGCCUCAUCAAAGAACACAUUCAAAGCUGGUGAUCGUGUGAAGUAUGUUGGUCCUUUACCAACAGGGUUUUCACUGCAAACUCCUGCAAGGGGUCCAGCAUAUGGAUAUAAAGGGAAAGUGCUUCUAGCAUUUGAAGAAAAUGGCUUUUCAAAGAUAGGGGUCAGAUUUGAUCGAUCAAUUCCUGAAGGCAAUGAUCUGGGUGGUCUCUGUGAGGAGGAUCAUGGAUUUUUCUGUGCUGCGGACUUUUUGCGCUUAGAUAACUCCAGUAUUGAUGAUCUUGACAAACUUGCAAUCAAUGAACUUUUUGAGGUUGUUUCCCAAGAAUGUAAAAGUAGUCCUUUAAUUUUGUUUGUGAAAGACAUAGAGAAGUCUAUGGUGGGAAAUCCUGAGGCAUUCGCAGCAUUCAAGCUUAAGCUUGAAAAAUUGCCAGAGAAUGUUGUUGUGAUAGCAUCCUAUACCCAGACAGACAACCGCAAAGAGAAAUCUCAUCCUGGUGGGUUUCUGUUUACAAAGUUUGGGAGCAACCAGACCGCAUUACUUGAUCUUGCUUUCCCGGAUAACUUUGGUAGAUUGCACGAUAGAAGCAAAGAAACACCCAAGGCCAUUAAACAGCUCUCCCGCCUAUUCCCAAACAAAGUGAUGAUACAAAUCCCUCAAGAUGAAACACUACUAUCAGACUGGAAGCAACAGUUGGAUCGAGACAUUGAAACUAUGAAAUCUCAAUCAAAUGCUGUUAACAUUCGCAAUGUCUUGAAUCGAGUUGAGAUUGAUUGUCCUGACAUUGAAACAUUAUGUAUAAAAGAUACAGCAUUGACGAAUGAAAGUGUGGAAAAAAUUAUUGGCUGGGCUUUGAGUCAUCACUUUAUGCAUUCUUCUGAAUCUUCUACCAAAGAGGGCAAACUGGUGAUCUCCAGCGAAAGCAUUAGAUAUGGGCUUAGUGUCUUGCAAGGCGUUCAAAACGAAACCAAGAGUGUGAAAAAAUCUCUUAAGGAUGUGGUUACUGAGAAUGAAUUUGAGAAGAAACUACUUGCCGAUGUUAUUCCACCCAGUGAUAUUGGAGUUACUUUUGACGACAUUGGGGCCCUGGAAAAUGUGAAGGAUACUUUGAAAGAAUUGGUCAUGUUGCCUCUUCAAAGACCAGAGUUGUUUUGUAAAGGACAGCUGACCAAGCCUUGCAAGGGGAUAUUGCUUUUUGGACCUCCGGGUACUGGUAAGACUAUGCUUGCAAAAGCAGUUGCAACUGAAGCUGGUGCAAACUUUAUUAACAUAUCAAUGUCAAGCAUUACAUCUAAGUGGUUUGGUGAAGGAGAGAAAUAUGUCAAAGCAGUCUUCACUUUAGCUAGCAAAAUUGCUCCUAGUGUUGUUUUUGUCGAUGAGGUAGACAGCAUGUUAGGGAGACGGGAAAGUCCUGGAGAGCAUGAAGCUAUGCGCAAAAUGAAAAAUGAAUUCAUGGUGAACUGGGAUGGUUUGCGCACAAAGGACAAGGAACGAGUGCUUGUACUUGCGGCAACCAAUAGACCCUUUGACCUUGAUGAGGCAGUUAUUAGGAGGCUUCCUCGAAGGUUGAUGGUUAACUUGCCUGAUGCUCCAAAUAGGGAAAAGAUUUUAAGAAUAAUAUUGGCCAAGGAAGAGUUAUCUCCUAAUGUUGAUCUAGAAGCAAUUGCUAAUAUGACUGAAGGGUAUUCGGGAAGUGAUUUGAAGAACCUGUGUGUGACUGCAGCACAUUGCCCCAUAAGGGAAAUUUUGGAGAAGGAGAAGAAGGAGAAAGCCUUGGCAAUCUCAGAAAACAGACCAGUACCUGCAUUGCAUAACAGUUCUGAUAUUCGUCCUCUUAACAUGGAUGAUUUGAGAUAUGCACAUGAGCAGGUGUGUGCAAGUGUAUCAUCAGAGUCGACAAAUAUGACCGAGCUUCUCCAGUGGAAUGAAUUAUAUGGAGAAGGCGGGUCAAGGAAGAAAAAAGCUCUCAGCUACUUCAUGUAGUAGGGGGGAGGCGGGAGAGAUGUGCGAAAUGUAUAGGCUGCUGCUGCUUAUUAAAUUAGUUCAUUGUUCAUCCCAUCGGGGACUUGUGCGCAUGGGAACUCCAUUUUCAGGUCCCUUUUAGCUCCACAAAUUCUUUCACUUCAGUUCAGUUCCUCCUUGUGUAUCAUAGUUUCUGUCUAUAGGUAAUUUACUUCCCAGAAUGCAAGCAAGCAAGCUCGCUCGCUCUAAAGUAUCUUUGCCCAAAUCUUUCAUUUUUGCUUUUUGCUAGAUCUCAUUAUAUUGUGGAUGUAACGUAUAUACACUUGCAAAGAAAUCUAAUAAGCACCAUUUUAUUGAAUUUUCUGCUAAAA